Molecule: messenger RNA, 941 nt
Organism: Cariama cristata (Red-legged seriema)
Lineage: Eukaryota; Metazoa; Chordata; Aves; Cariamiformes; Cariamidae
Gene: CD276
Product: CD276 molecule
Exons: 7
Coding region: 3-941 (312 amino acids)
Source: RefSeq, a predicted model, not a curated record
AGAUGCUCUGCCUGCUGUUUGCCCUGGGAGCGUUGGUGCUCAGCCUGGCAGGUGCCAUGGAGAUCCAGGUCCCGGAUGAGCCCAUUGUGGCUCUUUUCGGCCGAGAUGCCACCCUUCACUGCUCCUUUUCCCCCGAGGCCAACUUCAGCCUUGAUGACCUGAGCCUCAUCUGGCAGCUAACGGACACCCAGCGCUUGGUCCACAGCUUCUCCGGUGGCCGGGACCAGCUGGUAGAUCAGGGUGGGGGCUACACCAACCGUACGUCCCUCUUCUAUGACCAGCUGGCCCAGGGCAACGUCUCACUGCUCCUCCGACGCGUGGAGAUCUCGGAUGAGGGAAGCUUCACCUGUUUCGUCCGUGUCCGGGACUACAGCAGCGCAGCUGUGACGUUGCAGGUGGCAGCUCCAUACUCCAAGCCCAAUGUGAACCUGGAGCCCAACAAGGACUUGAAGCCAGGAGAUCUGGCAGCUGUGACUUGCCACGCUUCCCGUGGCUACCCUGAGGCCAGCGUCCUCUGGCAGGACAGCCAGGGCAGCAACAUCACGGAAAAUGUCACGACAUCCCAGGUGGCCAACGAAGAAGGUCUCUUUGACGUGCACAGUGUCCUCCAGGUGUUGGUGGAGCCCAGCAGCACCUACUCCUGCCUGGUGCGAAACCCGGUGCUGCAGCAGGAGGCCCAAGCUUCUGUCACCAUCACAGGCCAACACCUCGCCUUCCCUGCCGUGGCUCUCUGGGUGACGGUGGGACUUGCCAUCUGCGUCGUGGGGUUGCUUGGUGUCUUGGCGUACGUAUGCCAGAAGAAAAUCCGCCAGAGCUGUGAGGAAGAGGAGGAAAACGCAGGGACAGAGGAGCAGGACGAGGAGGGGGAAGAACCCAAGACAGCUCUGCAGCUGCUGAAGAGUACAGAGAGCAAAGACGAUAAUGAGCAAGAAAUUGAUUAA